Messenger RNA from Glycine soja, 1038 nucleotides. RefSeq names its product rhicadhesin receptor-like. The transcript has 2 exons. Gene Ontology annotation, cellular component: plasmodesma; cell wall. Gene Ontology annotation, molecular function: manganese ion binding. The record is from RefSeq and is a predicted model, not a curated record. Bases 136 to 792 code for a protein of 218 amino acids. Gene Ontology annotation, biological process: regulation of root development; plasmodesmata-mediated intercellular transport. Lineage: Eukaryota; Viridiplantae; Streptophyta; Magnoliopsida; Fabales; Fabaceae.
UACCCCAAACCACCCAUCACUUCCUUCCAACUCAUACAAACAAUUCUAACAUACUUUUCUUUCUUUUUUUUCCCCUCUUUAAAAGUCUGGCUUUUGGUCCUUUGAUUCCCAACUUCACUUGUCACAUAUCAUAUUAUGAAGCUCACAGGUUUCCUGCAAGCGGUGACUCUUGCUUUGGUGUUAGCCACCGUCUCUGCAUCAGAUCCUGAUCCUCUUCAAGACCUCUGUGUCGCAGACCUUGCUUCAGCGGUUAAAGUGAAUGGAUUCACAUGCAAAGAUGCUGCCAAGGUAAAUGCGAGUGAUUUCUUCUCAGACAUACUAGCCAAACCAGGUGCCACAAACAACACCUAUGGCUCCCUAGUGACUGGAGCCAACGUUCAGAAAAUCCCAGGACUCAACACCCUUGGCGUGUCUUUAUCACGCAUUGACUAUGCCCCAGGUGGCAUCAACCCACCUCACACGCACCCACGUGCCACCGAGGUAGUGUUUGUGCUUGAAGGAACACUAGAUGUUGGGUUCAUAACCACAGCCAACGUGCUCAUAUCAAAGAGCAUAAGCAAGGGUGAAAUAUUUGUGUUCCCAAAAGGGUUGGUUCACUUCCAAAAGAACAAUGGAAAGGAACAAGCUUCAGUGAUUGCAGCAUUCAACAGUCAAUUGCCUGGCACACAGUCCAUUGCUCUAACGUUGUUUGCAGCGACGCCACCGGUUCCAGACAAUGUGUUAACCAAGGCGUUCCAGGUGGGUACCAAGGAGGUUGAGAAAAUUAAGUCUAGGCUUGCUCCUAAGAAAUAAUUAAUACUAAUGUGGGAUGUGGUUGUAAUGUCUCUCUCAUUGUUCUUACUUCUUACACCUUCCUCUCUUGUCCUUGUUCUUGUUGCUUUACAAUUCAUGUUUGUUGGGAACUCAUAAAUUCAAAGAUUUGGAAUGAGAGUAUAAAAUGGAGCAUAUUCAUUUCUUUGAUGAUUGGAAUUUGAAAUUAGAUGCUUGCUUCCUUGCAUGCUUCUUCGUUUUGUUAAUUAAAUGCGCUAUUAGUGGUUC